CGGCAGCGGCGGCGGCGGUGGAAAACGUCCUCCGACUGCGGCGUGUGUGAGUGUGUGUGCGCACGUGUGACGCACGUAGGACGGGGGAGUAGUAUCGCUAUAGUAGUAGUACUAGUAGGUAGCGUGCGUGUGAGCGCGCGCGACUGUGUAGACCAGCGGCUAACGUUAGAGUUCGUCAUCUCUGUGAGCGACAGCGGCAGCGCGUUACUGUAGCAGUCCGACUCACGGCCGCUCUCGCUGCACACGCGCUCGCAAUACGCGCGCACGUACACACAUGUGGUCUCUAAAUAGGUUGUGUUUGUGAGUUGGCGAUAAACAGUACGAAGGACGGCGGACCGUGUACAGAGUGUAGUGUAGUGUAGUGUAAGUCUGUGUGUGUGUCCGCGCGCGCGCGCGCGUGUGUGUAUGUGUGUGUGUGCAUACAUACACAGCAAGCACAGAUAAUAUCACUUGGAUUACGGCCGCUAGCCACGCUCGGCGGCCAGUGAACAUGUAUCAGGCGUACGACGAACCGGCGGCGAUGUCGGCCGGCUACCCGGGCGCCAUGGACAUGCCGACGUCGUCGGCGAUGUACGGAGAUCCGCACGGACAUCGGCAGCACGUCGGCCACGGUCAGCACCUCAACCACACGCCGCACCACUUACCUCACCAUCACCAGUAUCCGAGUCAUGCGAGCAACCACAACCCGGCGUCGCAUAGUGUUAUGGGCAGCGUGCCUGACGUCGAUAAGCGCAGUAAGGACUAUAUCUACGGGCAUCCGCUCUUCCCGCUGCUGGCGCUCAUAUUUGAGAAGUGCGAGCUGGCGACGUGCACCCCGCGGGAGCCGGGAGUCGCCGGCGGCGACGUCUGCUCGUCGGAAUCCUUCAACGAGGACAUCGCCGUCUUCGCUAAACAGAUAAGACAAGAGAGACCGUACUAUACGUCGAACGCCGAGCUGGAUAGUUUGGUGCACGAACUGUGUGAUAACUUCUGCCAAAGGUACAUCAACUGUCUCAAGGGCAAGAUGCCCAUCGACCUGAGAGUAUUCUGUGGCGUGGCAGCGAGGGGCGACACGGGUAUAGAGCUAAGCUGUGAGAUGCGAGUUCGUACCGGUCCAUGA
This is a messenger RNA of Priapulus caudatus, 1099 nucleotides long. RefSeq names its product homeobox protein Meis1-like. NCBI's taxonomy places the organism in Eukaryota, Metazoa, Priapulida, Priapulimorpha, Priapulimorphida, Priapulidae. The record is from RefSeq and is a predicted model, not a curated record. The transcript has 5 exons. Bases 491 to 1099 code for a protein of 202 amino acids.